AUGACCAGUCGAGUCGUGUGGCGUGUUCGGACGUCAUCAGACGAAUCGCCUGGUGACUUCAACGCUUCGUCUGCCGUGUUUCGGUGCGUCUUGCACGCACAUCCAUUCAAGUGCAAACUAACGGCUCAGGCCUUACACAGCGUCCAGAAAGGCAGCACCGUUGCAGACUAUGAACACAAAGAAACAGCCUUUCACCGUCUCUCAUCGGCCGUGUAA
This is a messenger RNA of Soboliphyme baturini, 216 nucleotides long. The record is from the annotation of a GenBank genome assembly. NCBI's taxonomy places the organism in Eukaryota, Metazoa, Nematoda, Enoplea, Dioctophymatida, Soboliphymatidae.